Molecule: messenger RNA, 3576 nt
Organism: Populus trichocarpa (black cottonwood)
Lineage: Eukaryota; Viridiplantae; Streptophyta; Magnoliopsida; Malpighiales; Salicaceae
Exons: 8
Coding region: 1608-3269 (553 amino acids)
Molecular function (GO): protein binding
Source: RefSeq, a predicted model, not a curated record
GUAAAAAAAAUAACACGGCGGCUUCUAUCUAGUGACAAACUGAGUUGGUUCAGUCUCGUAAUAAUAAAAAAAGAAAUACCUCCGAUUUAGGAUUUCUCUUGCGUCCCGGAUAGGAUUUCUUCUUCCUUCCUUGGCUGCUGCUGCUCUUUCUAUUCAGCAAUUCUCUCUUUCUUUCUUUUGAUAUUCCAUUCCAUAAAACCACCUUAGUCGCUAGCCAAGGCUCUUAUCAACCAAUUACUGGUCCGAAUCCAUCCCACCCCACAUGCCUAUGGCUAUGUCUAGGGCUAUGGCUACCUUUGUUGAUCAUUCUAUGCUUGUAGAGCUUGAUGAAUUAGAUCAUGGGAACAUGCAUGCAACAUCUUGUUGAUUAUCAUGACGAUGAAGUAGUUGACUUGGAUACCAUUUCCAAAUUGUUGAACACAUAUACGUAAGUUAUGUACAGAGUCGAACAUGAACUCGAUCAAAAUAAGGCUUCUCACUCCGAUCUCAUCCUGACGUCCUACAAAUUAUGGACUGCGUUGCCUUGUCAGUUGACAAUGACAAUGAAAUACUCAUUCUCUAUAAUUUCAUUCGUGACAAGUACCACUUCAAGUUCCCAGCACUUGAAGCCCUUGUUCAUCAUCCACUACAUUAUGUCCGUAUCGUUGAAAGGACUGGCAACCAAACGGAUUUGAAUUUUGUUGAUUUUCAAGACCUUUUGCCAUUGAAUUCUAAAUUGUAGUGAUUUCUACAAUGGCUUCAACAACAAUUUGUAAACCACUACCUGAUCAUGUCCUUCCAAAGAUCAUAGAUGCAUGGCAUCGAGCUUUCACUCUUGAUUCAAAAGAUCCUAGAUUUUGUAGAAGCAAGAAUGGUAAUUGUUGCAUCCAAUCUUUCUGCUGUUGUUGGGACUGCUUUUGCUGCCAAGCUCAUGAUCACUCCUGGCAGUCCCACAGAAUUAGCCAACAUGACCUCUUGUGAUGUUCAACUUCUUGGUUCCAAGAAAAUGUUCCUCGCAGGAUUUUCUCGACUUCUCACGGAUAUUGUGGGUUUAUCGAGCAAACAGGUGUAUUUCAGGCCUCACCCCCAUCUCUGCAAGCUCGUCCUUGUAGCCACUUGGCUUCAAAAUCAACACCUGCUGCACGAGAGGAUUCUAUCAAGGGAGAUCCAUCGGGGAACAUUGGAAUAUGUCUUCGAGUGGAGGUUUUGAAGAAAAUAGUAAAGUUGCUAAAGCCUCAUCCUGUGAGGCUUCCUACACCACUUCCCAUCCCUUCUGAUGCUUCUCAGAGUAAGAAAACGAGAGGUGGUCAGCGGCUGAGGAAGAACAGGGAAAGAUAUGCCAUGACUGACAUGAGAAAUCUUGCUAAUAAGAUACAUUUUGGUGUGCCUGAAGAGAGUUCAUUGGAUGGCGGACUUGGAGCUGCAGAUUAUGGAAUGCUCUUAUUUUUAAUUCCUCGUGUUUGGAUAUUUUUUUAUACUGAUCACUCUUAUGAUGGUAUAUUCCUGUAUCCUAUUUCGCGUAUUAUUUACCGGUACUUGCAUUUAUCUGUUUGCAGGAAGACGGAAACCCAAUAGAUGGUGGUGCUUCAAUAGAAACUGAGCAACCUGCAGAUUCGUCAUUGCAAGGAAUGCCAAAGAAACAGACUCUGGAAUUUAUCGUUGACAUCCUACAGAGGAGAGACACACAAGAGAUAUUUGCACAGCCAGUUGACCCUGAUGAGGUUGUUGGCUAUUACGAUAUCAUUAAAGAGGCAAUGGAUUUUGGAACCAUAAGGGCUAAACUUCAAGAAGGGAUGUAUACAAGUCUGGAUCAAUUUCAGCGUGAUGUGUUCCUCAUAUCCAGCAAUGCAAUGAAAUUUAAUUCAUCGACAACUGUUUAUUAUUCAGAGGCCCGUGCUAUAAGUGAACUCGCUCAGCGGGUCUUCAAUUCUCUGAGAACUGAACCUGAGAAAUUUGAGCUGGAGCACUCGAGGAUGAGAAGACACCCAGCUCAGAAAGGCCAUGGUGAAACUGGAAGUGUACUGAAUAAGCUUGUUAAACUUGCUGGGUUCAGAGAUGGUGCUUCACUCAACAGCACCUCUCUGAAGAGAGCUACCCGAACACACCCUGCUUCAACACGUCUAAAUCCUCUCGUUGACCAUACAAAAAAUGAAAUGCCUUCUGGCUCAAGAGAUGGUAGAAAUUUAGAAUCCUCUGAAACUGCUAGGCGUAUGACAUAUAUGCCUCAAACCUCCUCCAUCAAUGGCAAAGGGUCAAUAAUUUCUGAACUCUAUAAUACACCAAAAGUGCUUACCCCUAUUCCAGAUUCAAGUAUCCGAUACAAGGAAAGUCUCAAGCAAUUCGUUAAAGAUUUGGGACCGACAGCUCAAAUGGUUGCUAAUAAGAAACUAGGAAAACAUCCAAUUGAAACUCCAAAUUUCGCGUCCUGGAUGCCCACCUCUUCUUGCAAGAAAACAGAUCUGGUCCCUGUGUCAUCUGCACUUAACAGGCCUGCUCGUCUGACUGGGGUUAAUGAUGGCCGUAUGCCUCGCAACAGUUUCAAUUCUAUCUCACCUGCUUCUUUUGAAGGAAAGAUGGUCUUUCCCAGUGGAGGUGUGAAUGGUUAUAAUACAAGAGAAAUGAUUCCUACUCCAAAUUGUCUACAAGGGAUCAGAGCUCACCCCAACUAUGGUGGAAGCAAUAACUCUGCUUUGAUGGGAGAAAACGCCGCUGGCACAAGCAAAAAUACGGAUGCUUGUGCUUCUUCGGAAGCAAAAAUGAGGGGCACCAGCGGCAACAUGAAUCUUCUUAUGGCAACUCUCAUGCAAAUUACUGCUUUUCAAAAUCGAAAUUCCCAAACACCAUCGGGUUAUUUCCCUCUUACUGGAAUGUAUCCUGCCCAGCCAUCACAGCUCAUCACUGAACCUCAGCCAUGGCUAAACAACCAUUCAGAACCGUUGUACUUGCCUUCCCUAAGUACAAAGCUUGCCUCUACAAGUCAGGCAGCAACCUCUUUGCCACAGUUUGAUUUCCAAUGUGCAAAUGGAGAGGGGUCAAGCACUGGUGCUGCAAGUGUAGUUGAGCACAAGUAUGGAACUAAACAUCCUCAAGCCGUUCAACUUCAACCAGCUGAAAGGAUCCAACCUCCACCACCAUGGGAUCCACAAGCAGUAUAUAAUAACCUUCCAAUCAUGCGAAAGAUGGUUAGUGAGCAGCAGAUUCCAUCACGACAGAAUGCAUUGAUCAGGAAACAACAAUCACAGGUUGCAUCAAUGCAACCAAUGCCAGUCUGGCACAACAAACUUUGUUGAAGGAGUAAAUUCUCAAGUUCAUCAAGCCGAGUCUAGCGGUCAUUGCUUUUCAGAAACUCAACAGUUAACCUUGAUGGAUAAUCAGCAGCCUGAUUUGGCUCUUCAAUUGUGAGUUCAACAUAUAUGAGGGUUCCUGUCCCGAUCGAAUAAGAGAUAGAAUGGUUGUUGCGCUUAUCCCAACAGAUGUAUAAUAGUACUAUUUCUGUCUUUCAAACUUGUUCUUAAUUUGCUUUCAGUGUUCACAGCUACAACUUGUUCUUCUUUUAGCCUAAGCCUUUUUGGUGCUUCAGUAGUUUGGCCUUGUUCA